Drosophila innubila is the source of this 3220-nucleotide messenger RNA. RefSeq names its product peptidyl-prolyl cis-trans isomerase G (gene Moca-cyp). Bases 208 to 3039 code for a protein of 943 amino acids. NCBI's taxonomy places the organism in Eukaryota, Metazoa, Arthropoda, Insecta, Diptera, Drosophilidae. Gene Ontology annotation, molecular function: peptidyl-prolyl cis-trans isomerase activity. The transcript is spliced from 8 exons. Gene Ontology annotation, biological process: protein peptidyl-prolyl isomerization; protein folding. Gene Ontology annotation, cellular component: intracellular membrane-bounded organelle. The record is from RefSeq and is a predicted model, not a curated record.
CACUAGUUUUCUUGCUACGUGAGCGGAACUAGCAAUCUGUUAGAACUUCGUGCAGCCCUGGCAUAAUAAAUGAUGGUCUGUAUUUAAUUGCCAGCCCUGUGCGAGCGCAAAUGCAGAACUAAUUCCACAUAAAAAAAAAAGAAAAGUUGUGCAACGUGAAAAACUUAUCAAUAAAAAUAAAAAAAUCAAUUGCAUUUAAGUGAAAACAUGACGGUUAAUAAGCGGGACGCGAUUGCAACGCGUCCGCGUUGCUUUUUCGACAUAACGCUUGGUGGUUUGAGCGUCGGUCGCAUCGUUUUCGAAUUGUUUAGCGAUGUUGCUCCCAAGACGGUGGAGAAUUUUCGGUCACUUUGUACGGGCGAAAAGGGCAUUGGACUUGUAACCGGCAAGCGAUUACACUAUAAAGGUGUCAUAUUCCAUCGUGUGGUCAAGGACUUUAUGGUCCAGGCGGGUGAUUUUAGUGCAGGCAACGGUACCGGCGGCGAAUCAAUUUAUGGCGGCACAUUCGAGGACGAAUGCUUUGACAAAAAGCAUGAUCGACCCUUCCUGCUGUCGAUGGCGAAUCGCGGUAAAAACACAAACGGCUCGCAGUUCUUUAUUACAACACAGCCUGCGCCACACUUGGACAAUAUCCAUGUUGUAUUCGGUCAAGUUUUAUCCGGUCAGGAUUUGGUGCGUCAAUUAGAGGAUCUGCCCAUUGAUCGCAACUCACGCCCACUGCAGGAUGCGGCCAUUGCCAAUUGUGGUGAAUUGGUCAAGCAAAUAAAGGUUAAAAAAGACAAGAAGCGUAGAAAGCGUUCGACGGCAACGGAAGAAUCCGCAAGUGACAAUGACGAAGUGGAGGUCAAACAGAAACAGCGCAAGGAGAAAAUCAAGAAGAAGCGUUCCCGCGACGUGUCCAAAUCCAGCGACAGUGAAAACAGCGAUUCCGGACGUGCUGAGCGUGGAAAUGGACGGCAGCAGAACAACGAUGACGAUGAAGAAGGCGAGAUACAUCCCUUGGUCACCUUGACUAAAAUUGAUCCAAGCGAAAUACCAGAGGUCUCCAAUAAAUUCCUUAUGCGCGCUGAGAAAUCACGUUCCCGUGAACGUGACAAUCGCGGAGGUCACGAUAGUUCACGCGAAGCCCGCCAGCGUGAACGUGAUCGUGAUCGGGAACGUGAUGAUCGCGAUAGGGGAAGAGAGCGUAACCGCAAUGCAUUUGGCUGGUCAAAGAAGCAGGUACCAACCUCUCGCAGCGGACGUAUUGUAAAGGGGCGUGGCGUUUUUCGCUUCCGCACGCCUUCCCGCAGUCGCUCCAAGAGCAUAACGCCGCCGCAUUGGAAACACGCCCAGAAGCGUACUAUUAAGUUGUCGGAUUUGGAGCGCAUGGAGGAAGAGAACAAGCUAAAGGAUGAGGAGGUUAAGCGACGUGAACAGGAGCGCAAGAAGCGGCAUGAGGAGGCAUCCAAGGAUCCAAAGAAGUCCUUCUUUGAGCUGUCACACGCCAGCACAUUUGGCGGCAAGGUGACGCCCGACAAGUCGCCGGGAAAGCAGAAACAGCAGAGCGGAAGCAGCCGCAAACGUAGCGAAUCCCAUUCACAGAAGGAGUCGGAACGUGGCAAGGCAAAGGAGACACACGAAAAGGAGCGCGAGAAGGAGAAACCCAAGGAAGAAGCGCCUCCAAAGCGUCGCAAGUCCGUCGAUAUGAAUGCAUUGGACUACGAGCAACAGACGGACAGCGAACCCGAGCCAGAGACCAGUAAACCAAUCCCGAAGACAGCAACUUCAAAGGAGCCGGAACGAGCCAAGGCAGCCGAACCCGCUGCAGACAUUCGAAGCCGGCGCGAGGAUAAGAAUCGUGAGCGGGAGCGGGAGAAACCUAAGCGCAGUCGUGAACGUUCUGGUUCCCGGGAUCGUCAUAGAAGUCGCUCCCGUUCCGCCAAACGACGUCGUUCUCCGCCACGUCGCCAGCAACGCUCGCCGCCUCGACGUCAGGGCAACGGCAACCACAACAACAACAAUAAUAACAAUAAUUCUGGACAGGGUCAGAUGAAUCGCAACCGUCGUAAUCCAUUUGCCGAUCGAGAUCGUCGUCAACGUUCACCGGACAACGAAUAUCGCAAUCGCUUUCCGCUCUCGCCCAUAAGGACUCGCAGCUCGCCUGUGGAGCGUCGUCGGUCCAGAGACCGGCAGCGUCGGUCGCGCAGUCGCGGGCGUCGACAGGAAACUCCAGAUCGCCGACGUCAGGAGUCGCCAGCUAGAAGGCGACAAGAGUCCCCGGAGAGAAAGCGUCAGGAGUCGUCGCCACUGCGAAAGCGACAGGAAUCUCCGGAACGCCGACGACAGGAGUCGCCAGUUAGAAAGCGACAAGAUUCUCCGGAGAGACGACGUCCAGAGUCGCCAGUUAAAAAGCGUCAGGGCUCAUCCGAUCGCAAGCGACCAGACUCUUCAGAUCGGAAGAGAAGAGUAGAGUCUCCUAAUCGCAAGCGGCGAGAAUCUCCGGAACGCAAGCGGCGAGAGUCGCCCAAUCGGAAGCGUCAUGGAUCGCCGGAUCGCAGACGUAGUCGUAGCCAUGGACGGCGUCACAGUGGAUCAGGCAGUCCCAGUCGACCACGUCGUAAUCAACGCUCCCAGGAGCAACGUUCCCGAGAACGCAGUCCGGCCAGGAUAACGUCGGCUGUGCCCGCUGGCGAAGCCGAGGAUAAAGAUAAAGCAGCGGCACGUGAGAAAAUGCAGAAGCGAGCGGAGGCAGCAUUGCUGCUCAAGGAACAUAUGCGCAAGGAGAUAGCCAAGGAGGAGGAGCGACGAGCUGAGAAACAACGUCAGGAUGAACUCGAAAAGGAGCGCACUACGCGGGAGCUGAACGAACUGGAGCGUCUGAAGGCGGAGACAUUAAAGAAACUGCAGGAGGAGGAGCGCGAUCAUGGCUCGGAUACUGUGCGGUCCCAUAGUCGUCCUAGACGCGAAAGUCGUGGCAGCAGCCACGAGGCCAAGAAGCGCAAGCAUAAAAAAUCAAAGAAGCAAACAACACGCUCCCCACGCUCUGACUCGGAUUAGAUUCCUAAAAGCAACCCCCCCAAAAAAAAAUAACACCUCAAUCAAAAUCAAUCCUUUGAUUUACACAGUCAAGCAAUUUAAAUAACUACAAACAUGUAAUUCAAUUGUAAAAAUCUGUUCACCAAUUCUAGGCAAUGAGCGUCCCAAUAAAAACCAAACUUUACAAUUUUUUGUUGUCUAU